Molecule: messenger RNA, 2394 nt
Organism: Fomitopsis serialis
Lineage: Eukaryota; Fungi; Basidiomycota; Agaricomycetes; Polyporales; Fomitopsidaceae
Exons: 5
Coding region: 1-2394 (797 amino acids)
Source: RefSeq, a predicted model, not a curated record
AUGUUCCCUUUAAUCGAGGACGAAGGCCGCACUGAGUACCCCUUCCCCCCUGUGCCGUCGACCGCUAUGGAUGCCGUUGAGCCGUCUUCAUCAUCCAGCGAUACGCUUCCCUCGGCGCCGUCGAGGAUAGGCUCGCGAAGCUCACGAUCGUCACCUGCGCCACCUCACGCCCCACGCGACCGAGACUAUGCCUACGACCGAGAGCACUCCUGGGGGGGCACGGGCGGGAAGGCAAAGCUGCUCGCGCGGCUGAUGACGCGUUCGGAACGCGACGCGAACCAUUACCGGUCGAUGCUCAUGCUCGCGAAUGAGCGGCUGGAGCACGAGACGCGGCGUGCGGACGACGCGGAGCAGCGCGCCAUUGACACGCUACAGCGCCUCCGGCAGACGCGUGAGCAGGCCGCGCAGGCGCAGGCGGAUACCGCGCGCGCGAACGAGGAGACGAGGCUGUGGAAGCUGCGCCUGGAAGAGGCGCAGAGGGAGAUCCUGCGCGCGCAGGAGAUCGUGGACAGGCUGGAGCAGGACAAGCUGGAUGCGGAGGCUGAGGCGGCGCGGGCGAGGACGGUUGCGAGGAGACUGAGGGAAGAGAAGGUGAUUUCCAGAGCCAGGGAAGAGGGACACCGCCAGGGCUUCCAAGAGGGCCUCAGCAAGGGGAGGGAGAUGACCUACUACGAGGCCCGAGCAGCCGGCAUUGCGUCUCGGAACGAGCCUAGGAGAUAUAUACAACGCCCGGCGGUCGUCGACGACAUGUCCGACGAAGAGGAGCAGGAGGAAAACGCCACGGGAAGCGGGAGUCAGCCGGAAGAGAUCAUCCCCAUCACACGUUCACCUCCGCCCCAGUCAUGGCGACCGCCUUCUCGCUCGGCGGAGACCAGGUCGAGCAUGCGCAGCCCGCCCAGGGAACCUACCAGCCCCAUCAGAGUGAGGAGCCCACGCAUAGCGGCGCCUUCUCCCAUCCAUCCCAAUGUACCACCACCUGCUACGACACCUAACCCAAUACCCGUACCGGAUCCUAGCGCAGGUCGCUCGCAAUCCCGUCAUGACGAUACCGUCCACCCUAUUUCUGUUCACAACGCUGUGCCUUCGCCUUCGCACCCACCCGUCGAAAUACCUCCGGACAACUGGAUUCCGUACAUGAGCAGUGACAACGUGAUAGGACUGCCGCCACCCCAUGAGCUGACGAAACCCUUGUCGCCUCGUGCUUCCUCUCCCUCCUUGAUUGACACCACCAUGCGCGUGCCCGCAUCGAGCACGGCGGUCUACGAGCAGCCCGUUCGCUCGCGGGACUAUGCAUACAUAGCCGGCGCGGGCCCGUCACAACCUCACGGGUCAGCCUUCUCACCUCUUUCGAAGGCCUCUACCGCGAUCUCUCAAUAUGAAAUUGUCAGCUCGCGCGGGGAACGGGAAAGGUCGAUGAGCCACGGUCGAUCUCGCUCAGACGUCUUGGCUGGGUUGAGGGAAAUGAUUGGUUCGCCGAGCGGGCGCUCGAAGACUCCAUCGAGGCAGACACGAGAGGACUCCCCGAGAGGACCCCGUCCGAAGGAAGAGCCGUUCACCGAAGUACCUGACCUUGCACGCUCUCAGAUUCCGGCUCGUUCACGAACACCGGCUCGAUCGAAGACACCGGCACGGCCUGAAACUCCAGGGCGAGUGGAUACCUCCGGAGGCAAACCGAGCGCCUUGGACAGGCUGUUCAAGAAGAAGUGGAGGAACCGGACAUCCACCAGCAGUGGUGUACCAGACAUCCAAGUGGAGUCUCCGUCUACGAACGACGUGUCACCAGCAACUUCCGCGGGUACCAUUUCACAACCUCACAUGCUGAGUCCUGAGACUUCCCACACCGACCUACCAAGCCUGGAAGUCGUGCACAACUACAUUGACCCAGCACUGAUGGAGAGUAAGGAUAAACGAGGUCUGCCGUCCUUGCCCGGGGCCGACUUUGCUGCUCCAGGGGACGUGCCUGUGAUGCAAGAGGGGCAGCUACCGCCUGGCUUCGUGGCCUUCACAUCAUCCAUACCUCAGCCAGGUUUUCCAAGCAGGUCGAACACCCCAUACGCACCCAUGUAUUCGGACGCAGAUCCGAGCACAUCGUCAAGGACCGACUCCACCCGAUCGAGGACAACCAGUAGUUCCCGCAGAUCAGCGGGAACGGCAAAGCCUGCCACACCCAAGCCUCGUUCUGGACCGGCGUACGAGGAGGCACCGCUUCCGCCUGGUAUGUUCUACCCCGCCCCGCCUGGAAGAGGCCCGACACCGGGCGUUGCAGCGGGCGUGCCCCUCCCGCCGUCGCCCCCGCGCUCGGCGACCCCAAGAGCAAGAAGAGGGAGUAUCUCGUCGGCUCUGUCACCACUUGCAAUCCCACAACUGCUCUCAGACUUACGGACGCCUUUAUGA